UGCAUUGGAUCCUUCGCCCCUACAAUCCAUCCCCUUCUUUAACGUCUUCUUGCCAGCCCAGCCAGUAUUCUUAUUUCUUCCUCUCUCUCUCUCUCUCUCUCUCUCUCUCUCUCUCUCUCUCUCUCCCUCUCACCUGGACUGGAUCGAUCUGCAGCUGCUGGAAUUGAAUUCCCCAAAACCGAUCCAACUUUUGGCAGCUUCUGCAACCGAUCGCUUCCCUCAUCACCCAUCAUCGUCUCCGAUCGACACACUCUCUCUCUCCUGGGUCCUGUUCUGAUGAACAGAAGCUGGGUCGUGUAAAUUGGGUUCUUUUUGUUCUGGAUGUCAUCUCGAUCGGCUGAGUGGUAUUGCGAUCGGAUUAAUUUUUGUAGUGUAAUUUUGGGGAAUUUCCGGUUUCUUGUAAUUUCCCCCCUUCAGUUUCAUCCAUCAUGAUGAUGAAGGCAUCAGAAUUGAAGCCGUUAUCAGAGCUGGCCCAGGUACCGAAUCCCGAGGAGGAGGAGGAAGAGAAAGAAAAAGAGGAGAAGGCGGUUCUUCUUCCCUUUCCCAAAAAAGAUAUUCUCGUUCUCGAUGGUCCCGCCCUAAUCCUCCGACGUCCCAGCUCCUCCUCGGCGACGGUUGUGGAAUCCGAUAGCUGCCAGGAUCCGCCCGAGUCCGAGAUCCUCAUCGCGCCUCCUAUUAACCCACAAGAGUACUCUUCUCCGUCAUCAUCGGCAUCGAGCAACCGCGACGACGACCGAAAUAGUCGCCCCAACGAAGACGGAACGCCGGUGCAACCGCUACAAGAUCAAGGGGGAAUACCCAGACGCAUUUUGGUUACGACUCCUAAACUGGAGGAGGUGAAAUUGGCGUUUUCCGGAGGAGAAAUCGAUGUUGAUCAAGAAGAUGGGAUGAAGACUCCCACUUCUCCGGCAAGCAAAAUCUCGCCCAUCCUUUCCUGCCCGCCGGCUCCCCGGAAGCCGGCGUCUCGUCCGAUCCACACCAAGCGCAAAUUGGCCGCCCGCAGAGUGCUGUUUCAGGAUUACUCCGACGAGAUUCAGGCCCUGUUUUCUCCGAAUAUCGCAUCGGAUUCCGCCGCCGGCAAGAUCAAGAAAGUACGACUACCUCGACCCUAGUUUGUUGGCUAUCGUCUAGCUACCGGCUGCUGGCUGGCUGGGCGGAUCUGAAUCUCUAACCCACAAAUGUAACCUCCCCAGCAGCCUGCUCUAAUAGAGUAAUUAGUACUCCUCGAUGGUUGAUUAGCCCUCCAACCCGUGAUUUGUAUGUGUUACAUGAUCUCCUUCUGUUUUCUAUGGAGAAAAAAAACGCUGGAGGUGAUGAUCAAGUAUAUUAGUAAAUCGGUGAAUUGAUCUGAUAUAUAGGAGCAGGCAGCACAUUUAGCUUAAUUGUAACUUUAGUAAUCUCUCGUCUCGUGUUAAUUAAUUUUGCUUCUGUUUCUUCUUUUACUUUACAUAUGUGUACAAGUAUAUGCAUAGAUCGAGAUUACUGUUUCCAUCUCGAUCCUCAACCUCUGUCAUUGAUGGAAUGAAACGUGCACUGCUGC
This is a messenger RNA of Linum trigynum, 1540 nucleotides long. The record is from the annotation of a GenBank genome assembly. Lineage: Eukaryota; Viridiplantae; Streptophyta; Magnoliopsida; Malpighiales; Linaceae.